This is a messenger RNA of Bacillus rossius redtenbacheri, 1962 nucleotides long. RefSeq names its product zinc finger BED domain-containing protein 4-like. Lineage: Eukaryota; Metazoa; Arthropoda; Insecta; Phasmatodea; Bacillidae. The transcript has 2 exons. The coding region runs from base 90 to 1961 and encodes 623 amino acids. The record is from RefSeq and is a predicted model, not a curated record. Gene Ontology annotation, molecular function: DNA binding; protein dimerization activity.
AAUGUAUUCUAGGCAGUGUGGUGUUGAAACAUUAUGGUUAAGUGAUAUUUAAGUUCAAGUAAUAUACUUUUACCGAUAUCAAGUUCAAAAUGUCAAGUGAAGUGUGGGAACACUUUUCAGUUUAUGCGAAAGACCCUAACUAUGCCGUUUGUAAAUACUGCAAACAAAACAUUUCUCGUGGUGGCAAGAGCCAAACAACUAGUGCUAUGAAGAAACACUUGAAGAAACAUCCAGUCCACGUUAGGGCUGCAUCACGUUCUGUGAGUAGUUCUAAUGAAAUCAUUGGUGAAAAUGUGGCUGAACUAAAAUUAGUUGAAACUGAAACUGACUCGUCUAGUAAAGAGAGUCAACCAGGACAUAGCAAAAGCAUUGUACAUCAAACUCAACCAACACUUAAAGAUUUCAUUGCAAAAAGAGAGAAAUUUAAGCCAGGAGAUACAAAAAGUGCAAAUAUUACCAAGUUAAUUGGCAAGAUGAUUUGUUUGGACAGACAGCCUUUUUCAGUGGUCGAAGAUAAAGGUUUCAAUGCUCUAGUGGAUCAUCUCGAACCUAGGUACGCCAUGCCAUCACGGAAAUAUUUUGCUAAUAAAGUUAUUCCCAGCAUGUAUGCUGAAACUGUGUCAUCUGUACAAAAAACACUAAGUGAAGCAGAGUUUGUCUCGGUUACAAUGGAUUUGUGGACCUCAACAGCCAAUGAUGACUACUUAGGAGUAACUGUGCACUUCAUUGACAGAGACUUUUGUGCCCAGCAUAUAUGUAUAGAGGUGGUACCGUUUCCAGAAAUCUCCCAUUCUGCACAGAACAUUUGCAGUUUUCUGACAAGAACACUGGUUCAGUGGGAAAUCAAUGAUAAAGUGUUUGCUGUUGUACGAGAUAAUGCAAGGAAUGUUGUAGCUGCAUUGAACUUGUCCAGUUUCAAUCACAUCCCAUGCUUGGCACACACUUUACAGUUAGUAAUAAAAGAUGGUCUUCUUAGCAGCAAAAUGGUUGCUGCAGUAACAGGUGCAUGUCGUCGCAUGGUGGGACAUUUUAAACAUUCAUCCCAUGCAACCAAAGUAUUGAGAGAAGCCCAGAAAACUGUUGGUUCACCUGCUCAUAGGCUCGUGCAAGAUGAACCAACUCGAUGGAAUUCAAUCCUGCAUAUGCUUGAGCGACUAUAUGAGCAACGGAGAGCUUUGGCUCUUGCAGCAACCAAUCUUGCCUUGCAUGUAGAAAUAUCUGUGGCCCAGUGGGAACUAAUUGAAAACAUAAUACCUAUUCUGAAAAUAUUUGACCAAGCUACCUUGCAAGCAAGUAAGGCUGGUGUUAAUUCAUCAGAAAUCAUACCCAUUGUUAACAGUCUGCUACAAGAGUUAAAGAAACCUGCACCUGUACUUUCAGGUCUUCAGGGUGUGAAGAAUGAUCUCUUUGCAUCCUUGACAGAAAGAUAUAGGACACUAGAAGAAGAAGAAGUGUAUGUUUUAAGUACACUUCUUGAUCCUCGAUUUAAAGGAGCUGUGUUCACAAGCAAGGAAAAGCUUGACAGGGCAGUGGAACUUCUCACUACAGCAGCACAAAAGCUUGACUUGCAUAAGCAUUGUGGAGUUGUGCAAAAGCAAGAUGGGGUACCUAUUCAAACUGGUUCCUCAAGUGGCAUAUGGUCACUUUACUCGCAGAUAAUGCCUGAACGCCUCGCAUCCAUCAAGUCGGAUUCUACAGCUGUUGAUGAAGUGACCAGAUACCUGCGUGAUCCAACAGUUAACCCAGAUACAAACAUCUUGGAGUAUUGGAAAACUCAGUCUGCGUGUUUACCCAGGCUACAUAAACUGUCGAAAAAAUAUUUGUGUUCACCUCCAGCGACAGUGUUCUCUGAACGUUUGUUCAGCACCACAGGGAACAUAUGUGACCAAAAACGAAAUCAUCUGGAUCCAGAACGUGUCAAAAUGCUUGUUUUUUUUUUAAAUAAAAAUUUAAAGGGUUGAA